AUGUGGUGGAUGCUGUUCCCUCGAUGGAUCUGGUUUCUCUUGGGACGAUGUUGUAUUCUGCUCCUGGUUCUGGACGGGUUCCGCGCCAGGGCGAUGCCCAUGUCCGUGGCGAAAGUGGUGUAUUCCCACGCGGGCAUGUGCCCCAACGACAUGAACCCCAACCUGUGGGUGGAUGCCAUGAGCACCUGCAUGCGCGAGUGUGAAUCCGACCAGGACUGCGAGGCGUUCGAGAAGUGCUGUGCCAACGUAUGCGGCAACAAGAGCUGUGUGGCAGCGCGGUACAUGGACAUUAAGGGCAACAAGGGCCCCAUUGGGAUGCCAAAGGGCGCCACCUGUGACAAGUUCAUGUGCACUCAGCAGGGGUCUGAGUGUGACAUCUGGGAUGGCCAGCCUGUCUGUAAGUGCCGGGACCGCUGUGAGAGAGAGCCUCACUUCACCUGUGCAUCUGAUGGCAUGACCUAUUACAAUAAGUGCUACAUGGAUGCAGAGGCCUGCUCAAAGGGUAUCUCUAUCUCUGUGGUCACCUGCAGGUACCACUUGACCUGGCCAAACACCAGCCCCAUUCCUGUGGAGACCACCCUUCGCCCUACCACUACACUUCAGACCACUCUACCAGCUGACAUUCACCCCCCAACCAUGCUUAGUGGCCCCACCCAACAGGCUGUGUUUGUGGGUGAGACAGCCAGCUUCUUGUGUGAGGUGUCUGGGAAGCCACGACCGGAAAUCACCUGGGAAAAACAGUUAGAGGGCAAGGAAAACAUUAUAAUGAAGCCUAAUCACGUCCGAGGGAAUGUUGUGGUCACCAACAUUGGCCAGUUGGUCAUAUACAAUGCUCAACUCAAGGACGCUGGCAUAUACACAUGUACUGCCAGAAAUGUCGGUGGUACCAUAUCAUCCCACUUUCCCUUGGCGGUGAUUAGGAGAGAACCGAGAGGUAAAAAUGCAGAAGUUAAUAGCACCAAUUUGCCCUUUCCAGCAGAGGAGUGCCUGAAAAGUCCAGAUACAGAUGACUGCGGUGAAGAGAGCAUGAGCUGGUACUACGAAUCAAAGAGGAACAAUUGUUUCACCUUCACCUACAGCCAGUGCAAUAAAAACCGUAACCAUUUUGACACCUAUGAAGCCUGCAUGCUGUCAUGUGGGGCAGAACUAUCUGCACCCUGUAGCCUUCCCAGCCUCCAAGGACCCUGCAAGGCCUAUGAACCUCGUUGGGCAUACAGUAGCAGCCUCAAACAGUGCCAGUCCUUUGUAUAUGGAGGCUGUGGCGGCAAUGAGAACAACUUUGAGUCCAAAGAAGCCUGUGAAGAGAUGUGCCCCUUUCCGAAGAACCUCAACUGCAAGAUAUGUAAACCACGGGCCAAAAUGGUGACGAGCUUCUGCAAGAGUGACUUUGUGAUAUUGGGGCACGUAACAGAGCUGACAGAGGAGCAAGAGUCGGGCCAUGCUCUGUUGACAGUGGAGGAGAUCUUGAAGGAUGAGAAGAUGGGUCUCAAGUUCUUUGGCAAAGAACCCUUGGAGGUGACUCUGUUGAACAUGGACUGGAAGUGCCCCUGUCCCAAUAUCACUAUGGCUGAAGGACAGCUGAUCAUUAUGGGAGAUGUUCACAAUGGCAUGGCCGUGCUGCAGCCUGACAGUUUUGUAGGCUACUCCAGUACCCGGAGGGUAAGAAAGCUUCGAGAAGUCAUUCAAAAGAAGACGUGUGAUUUUCUUAAAGAGUUCCCUACCAGCCAGUAG
Molecule: messenger RNA, 1731 nt
Organism: Lampris incognitus (smalleye Pacific opah)
Lineage: Eukaryota; Metazoa; Chordata; Actinopteri; Lampriformes; Lampridae
Product: WAP, Kazal, immunoglobulin, Kunitz and NTR domain-containing protein 2-like
Exons: 3
Coding region: 1-1731 (576 amino acids)
Cellular component (GO): extracellular region
Molecular function (GO): serine-type endopeptidase inhibitor activity; protein binding
Source: RefSeq, a predicted model, not a curated record